Messenger RNA from Paecilomyces variotii, 2532 nucleotides. Its product is annotated as transmembrane amino acid transporter protein-domain-containing protein. Gene Ontology annotation, molecular function: L-histidine transmembrane transporter activity; oxidoreductase activity; L-glutamate transmembrane transporter activity. Gene Ontology annotation, cellular component: fungal-type vacuole membrane. Bases 1 to 2532 code for a protein of 843 amino acids. Gene Ontology annotation, biological process: amino acid transmembrane transport. Lineage: Eukaryota; Fungi; Ascomycota; Eurotiomycetes; Eurotiales; Thermoascaceae. The transcript is spliced from 8 exons. The record is from RefSeq and is a predicted model, not a curated record.
AUGGCUUUUUCUGUAAAAGGAAAAUCCGCAAUAGUCACAGGAGCUGGCUCAGGAAUCAACUUCAGCUUUGCCAAGUUGCUGCUUGUGAAUGGUUGCAAUGUCCUUAUUGCGGAUCUGGCCUUGCGCCCUGAAGCACAAGCAAUUGUCGACAAGUACUCUGCUAAAACUGACUCAUCCCCGAGAGCCAUGUUCCAAAAGACAGAUGUAACAGACUGGCCGCAGCUGGAGGAAAUGUUUAAUGUUGCCGUGAAGGAGUUUGGGGAGAUUGAUAUUGUGUGUCCGGGUGCAGGUGUCUAUGAACCGCACUGGAGCAAUUUCUGGCGACCUCCUGGAAGCCCCGAAAGUCGAGACUCAGCGUCAGGUUCCAGAUACGCCCUGCUCGAUAUCAAUUUAACCCAUCCCAUCCGGACCACACAGCUUGCCAUCUCUCAUUUUCUCCAACACAGGACAAAUGACAAGCCGAAACAUAUCAUCCAUAUCUCCAGCGUUGCAGGACAAAACCCUUCCUUAGCUGCUCCUAUUUAUGUUGCUACGAAACAUGCAAUUAGCGGUCUGGUUCGAUCAUUGGCAAAGCUCGAUCGACGCUUUGGAAUCCGUGUUACGGCUGUCGCACCCGGUGUCAUCAAGACUCCUCUGUGGACCGAGCAUCCCGAGAAGCUGAAGAUGGUGGAUGAGAACGUUGAUGAAUGGGUCACGCCGGACGAGGUGGCAGAGGUCAUGCUUGCUCUCAUACAGCAAGAUAAGGUCAGCGAGAUUAUUGGUGACAAGGAGGGUAAAGGCAAAACGUAUCCCGUGGGAGGAGGCACUAUAAUUGAGGUGGGGAAGAAGGCUAGAGCUGUUCAUGCAUUCAAUGACCCGGGCCCAGUAGGCCUUGCGGGAAACACGGUGUCUCAUAUGAAAGUCGUCGAGGAAGAGGCCUUUGGGUUGUUAUCACAGAAGGGCUGGGGAACUACACCGUCUAAACUCACUUCCAUAACCACCUUUCCGCCGGGCGCACGUGUCACCGACAAAUCCGUCAUGUUCGACGACGAAGCGGUCGUGGGUGCCUCCGUGGACGCACCGCGGAACAGAUCGCGGAGGCGCCUAUUGAGAGGAAAGCGAGACAAUGGAUAUCAAGGCUCAGCGAGCUGGAUCAGCAGCGUUAUCAACCUGCUUAAUACCAUCGUCGGUGCUGGUGUCCUAGCAAUGCCCCUUGCCAUGUCCCAUUUCGGAAUUGUCCCUGGUAUCUGCGUUAUAAUCUGGUCGGGAAUGGCGUCUGGAUUGGGCCUCUAUCUGCAGGCUAGAUGUGCACAGUACUUGGACAGAGGCUCUGCGUCAUUCUUUGCCUUGUCUCAGAUUACCUAUCCGAAUGCCUCCGUCAUCUUCGAUGCAGCCAUUGCCAUCAAAUGUUUCGGUGUCGGUGUGAGCUAUCUUAUAAUUAUUGGGGAUCUUAUGCCUGGAGUGGUAGAGGGCUUCUUAGGGAGUGCUCCUGAACAUGACUUUCUGGCGCAUAGGCAGUUUUGGAUCACCGCGUUUAUGUUGGUUGUCAUCCCGCUCGCUUUUCUGAGACGACUGGACUCUCUCAAAUACACCAGUAUCAUCGCUCUGGUAUCCAUUGGAUAUUUGGUGAUCCUGGUGCUAUACCAUUUCAUCAAAGCAGAUACGAUUGCUGAUCGUGGACCGAUCCGGGUGUUCAAGUGGGGAGGCCCUCUUCCUGCCUUGAGCAGCUUCCCCGUUAUCGUGUUCGCAUAUACAUGCCACCAGAACAUGUUUUCCAUCUUGAAUGAGAUCAGCAACAACAGCCAUUUCAGAACCACCGGUGUUGUUUUUGCGAGUAUCGGCAGUGCAGCCUCGACCUAUAUCCUAGUGGCCAUCACCGGAUACCUCUCUUUCGGGAACAGCAUCGGCGGUAACAUUAUCGCCAUGUAUGCGCCUUCCGUAUCAGCUACGAUUGGACGUGCUGCGAUUGUUGUUCUAGUCAUGUUCUCAUAUCCGCUGCAGGCCCAUCCGUGCCGUGCGUCUGUCGAUGCUGUCCUGAAAUGGCGGUGGAAGUCAAGAGGAUCCAAUGGCAACGAGGUGUCACCUCAUCGUCACCCGCUUCUAGGACCACGUGGAAACCGACCUGCUGAGCCCAUGAGCGAUCUUCGUUUUGCGGUCAUUACGACUAUUAUCAUCAUUUUGAGCUACAUCACAGCCAUGACCGUGACUUCUCUAGAGGCUGUGCUGGCGUACGUUGGAAGUACGGGAAGCACAAGCAUCAGCUUCAUCCUGCCUGGAUUGUUUUAUUAUAAGAUCUCCUCGCCCGAGUCAGACACACACCAGCGCCUCAUGAAAGAGGACGACGAAGCGGAAUCUGCCUCAGAGGACGAUGGAGAAGAGAGUGGAGAAGGCCUCCUAGCGAGCUCUCUGACGUCCAGCGGCAUCCUUCGUCGUGGCAAGCGCCAAUGGAAAAAAGCUGUCCUCCGGAAGCUGAGCUUAGCCCUUGCCAUCUAUGGUGUCGUGGUCAUGAUCGUUUGUUUGAUUACCAACACGUUCUUUAUUGCCUCGCAUUGA